AAACCAAUUCCAUGGUAGUCCUCGACCAGCCCAGAAACAGCUGGAGCAAGAGGGCUCUUUGAAGUCCAGGGCUUGCCAAAGGAAUUUUCCACACGUCUCGUUACCAGUGGUCCCUCUCAGAGGGUUAGGGUAGGAUUUGUGGAUCCACUUCAUCUCAGACCAUGGCAAGCCGGGGCCUGCCCCUUUACUUGGCCACCCUCUUGACUGGGCUGCUGGAAUGCAUUGGUUUUGCUGGUGUCCUCUUUGGCUGGACUUCACUGUUGUUUGUGUUCAAAAAAGAAGGCUACUUUGCAGAGCCCUGUGAGGAGGACUGCCAGCUCAACAGCAAUGCAACAGGGCCCCCUGGCUCAGAAGCUCAGGAUGAGAAGUUCUCACUCAUCUUCACCCUGGCAUCCUUCAUGAACAACUUCAUGACCUUCCCUACCGGCUAUGUCUUUGACCGCUUCAAGACUACUGUGGCCCGCCUUAUAGCCAUAUUUUUCUACACUUGUGCCACACUCAUCAUUGCCUUCACCUCUGCAGACUCUGCCCUGCUGCUCUUCCUGGCCAUGCCCAUGCUCGCUGUUGGAGGAAUCCUGUUUCUCAUCACCAACUUACAGAUUGGGAAUCUCUUUGGCAAACACCGCUCCACCAUCAUCACCCUCUACAAUGGAGCAUUUGACUCCUCCUCAGUAGUCUUCCUCAUCAUUAAGCUCCUUCAUGAACGGGACAUCAGCCUCAGAGCCUCCUUCCUCUUCCUGUCUGCCUGCAGUGUGUGGCAUGUUGGGCGCACUUUUUUCCUGAUGCCUCGGGGACAUAUCCCCUACCCACUCCCUCCCAACUACAGUUAUGGUUUGUGCUCCAGGUUUGGCAUCAGAAAGGAAGAGAAGGAACCUGAGCAUGAAACCAAGGAGCUGCAGUCAAAGGAAUUUCUUUCACCAAAGGAAGACAACUCCGGACCAGGGCAGCAGCAGGAGCAGCAGCAGCAGCAGCAGCAGCAGCAGCAGCAGCAGAGCUCAUUUCGAAGCUGUGUGUUCUCUCGUCGAUUCAUCUUGCAUGUGGUGUGGUUGUCUACCAUCCAGUUAUGGCAUUACCUCUUCAUUGGCACUCUCAACUCUCUAUUAACCAGCUUGGCUGGUAGUGACAGUGUGCAAGUCAGUGCCUUCACAAAUGCCUUCGCCAUCACCCAGUUUUUUGGGGUGCUGUGUGCCCCCUGGAAUGGCUUGCUCAUGGACCGCCUUAAACAGAAGUAUCAGAAGGAAGCCAAAAAGACAGGUUCCCCCUCCUCGGCUGCAGCUCUCUGCUCCACAGUGCCUUCACUGGCCUUGACGUCCCUGCUGUGCCUGGGCUUUAUCCUGUGUGCCUCCAUUCCUGUCAUCCAGCUACAGUAUGCCACCUUCAUCCUGCAAGUGAUCAGCCGCUCCUUCCUCUAUGGGUGCAAUGCUGCUUUCCUCACGCUGGCUUUUCCUUCAGAGCAUUUUGGAAAGCUAUUUGGGCUGGUGAUGGCUUUGUCAGCUAUUGUGUCUUUGCUGCAGUUCCCCCUGUUCAAACUCUCCCCCCAGAACAUCGCUGUUUAUGUGUCAAUGGGGCUUGCCAUUCUCCUCACCUUGGCUCAUCCCUUCCUGAUGUACCGAGAGUGCCAAGCUGAGAAAAGAAAACCAUCCGUGACUCCCUAGCCCAGAAGCUGUCAUGAUCUAGCCUUGAUGGUGCUUUUCCCAAUCCUUCUUCACCUUUGAAGAUCCAGUGUCCACAAAGACUCUGUCUAUCCCUGAGAAAUGUAUUAAGCAGCCAUAGGUUUUUUCUGCGGGUUUUGUUGUUGUUGUUGGUUUUUUUUUUUU
This is a messenger RNA of Phodopus roborovskii (desert hamster), 1817 nucleotides long. RefSeq names its product solute carrier family 43 member 3 (gene Slc43a3). Gene Ontology annotation, biological process: transmembrane transport. Lineage: Eukaryota; Metazoa; Chordata; Mammalia; Rodentia; Cricetidae. The record is from RefSeq and is a predicted model, not a curated record. Bases 162 to 1655 code for a protein of 497 amino acids. The transcript has 12 exons. Gene Ontology annotation, molecular function: transmembrane transporter activity.